AUGUCUUCCUUGGACGAGCUCCUCAAAAUCGCAAACCCAGUUCGCGCGCACGCCUUGAAAACCUUCGAUGUGACGGCGCAUCCAGACGAGGUACUCCAAAUCCCCUCGCGAGAAGAAGGACGCUUCAUUCGCAUUCAUGCCUACAACACACCCCAUAGGGAUACCCCGACCCCAGUCCUCGUCAACUUCCAUGGUAGUGGAUUCGUGAACCCUUUGCAUGGAAGUGACGAUGAGUUUUGUAAAUUCAUUGUCGAGAAAACUGGAUUCGUGGUUCUGGACUGCGCCUAUCGACUCGCACCAGAACAUAAGUUUCCGGCUGCAGUGCACGAUGCCGAAGAUGCCGUUCGAUGGGUUCUUUCACAUCCAGAGAAGUUCGACGCUUCCCAUCUGUCGAUCUCGGGCUUCAGUGCAGGGGGGAUCCUGUCUCUGGUUCUCAGCUCGGUGAUCUUCCCACGGGGCACAUUCAAAAAUGUGUUUGCCGCCUAUCCUCCAACAGAUAUGGUCCAAAGCUCCGCGGACAAGACUGCCCCUGAUACAUCCAUAGAUAGUGCUCCCGUCGAGCUCCUGGAUACGUUCAUACGAUGCUAUUAUCCAAACCCCGAAGACGUGAAGAGCGUCCUUGCUUCACCAUCCGUGAUCCCAGCUGAAAUGUUCUCCGAUAGGAUUUUUCUUGUUACUGCGGCUUGUGAUCGCCUCUGUCUUGAGGCAGAGGCGCUUGGAAACAGGAUCAAAGAUACGACACCCAAGCAUAUCAAGAUGCACAGGUAUGAGGGCUGCGGGCACGCUUUUGACAAAGCUUAUGAGGUAGGAUCGGUCCAGGAACGAGCGAAAAAUGACCUCUACCAAAAGGCGGCCGUAUUCCUAACCGAGUAA
Aspergillus nomiae NRRL 13137 is the source of this 873-nucleotide messenger RNA. RefSeq lists its product as uncharacterized. Gene Ontology annotation, molecular function: hydrolase activity. Lineage: Eukaryota; Fungi; Ascomycota; Eurotiomycetes; Eurotiales; Aspergillaceae. The transcript has a single exon. The record is from RefSeq and is a predicted model, not a curated record. The coding region runs from base 1 to 873 and encodes 290 amino acids.